Schistosoma curassoni is the source of this 3329-nucleotide messenger RNA. The record is from the annotation of a GenBank genome assembly. NCBI's taxonomy places the organism in Eukaryota, Metazoa, Platyhelminthes, Trematoda, Strigeidida, Schistosomatidae.
UGAAGGUCAGUGGAAAUAUCAAAUUCCUGCUUAUGGUUGCUUAAUUUAAACGUUUUUAGAUACACUCUAAUCGCUUUAACUCUUCUACUUAUUACCAACUCAUCCAUGGCUUGGAAGUCGAGCGGUAGCACACAUACAGAACUUAUAAACAAUCUAUUCAGAAAUCGAGUAAUUUCAUCUGAGAUUGUCAAGAAUACUAUGCUUUCCGUGGAUCGUGGGUACUUUGCCAGAUCGAAUUCUUACGAAGACCGACCAUCCUCUAUCGGCUAUGCCGCGACUAUCAGUGCUCCUCAUAUGCAUGCUUAUGCUCUGGAAGCAUUAAGAGAUCAUCUUAAACCUGGUGCACAUGCUUUAGAUGUUGGAUCAGGUAGUGGAUAUUUAACGGCGUGUAUGGCUCUUAUGGUAGGCCCUACAGGUGUUGCUGUAGGCAUAGAACAUAUUGAUGAGUUGACUAAAUUUUCUCUAUCAAAUGUUGAAAAUUGGUUUAAUCAUAGCCAAAAUGCUCGAUUAUCUGGAAUUGAAUUAGGAAAACAACUUAAACUUGUUACUGGUGAUGGUCGUGAAGGAUGGCCGUCAGAUGCACCUUAUGAUGCAAUUCACGUAGGUGCAGCGGCUCCAGUUAUUCCUAAUGCACUAAAAGAACAAUUGAAAAUUGGUGGUCGUUUAAUUUGUCCUGAAGGACCAGAAGGUGGAAAUCAAGCAUUAGUUCAAAUUGAUCGUUUGCAAGAUGGUUCCUUUCAAAGAAAAUCUUUAAUGGGUGUGAUUUAUGUUCCGUUAACCGAUAAAGAUCGACAAGUUGGGCCAAGGAAAUGAACUGUCGACAACGUACCAUCGGUAAUAAAAUCACAAUUCAUGGAUUAUAUUAAAGUUGUUGCGAAAAUUAGUCCCGAGAAAUUAGGGACAGAACUAAUGAAAUCACUCGAACAUCAAAAACGAGAAAGAAAGUUCCCUCUUGACCCGGAGCGGUACGUUCAUAAUUUUCCCAGUGUUUUCAAAUUCAUUUUCAAGGCGGAACUUAGAUAGGAAAUGGAUGAUUUCUGUAGAUGUUGCUUCCUUGAUCAUCAAUGUACGAUUAACCGAGACUAUUGAUUUUGUGAGUCAACAAUUACUUGAAGAACAGAUCAGUAUUGGAAUUUCCCAAAUCAGCCUCAAAGAAUUACUUCUGAAAUGUACAAUGAACGUUCAUUUGUCUUUAAAAAUACAUAUUAUAGAUAAUUUGAUGGAAUAGCGAUGAAUCCAUCACUAGGUUCUAUCCUUGCUGAUUUAUUUCCUACGAAUCUAGAGGGCGGACCUUUCAAAGAGUCUAUUGAUGAGACUGACUUUUAUUGCUGCUACAUUGCUGAAACUCAUUAUCGUCGAUUAGAACAUCGAAAAGAAGUCUUAUAGCUACUUAACAAUGAACAUUCAGCAAUCAAAUUUACGUGUCAAGAGAAACUUGAUGACAAACUACAUUUCCUCAACACUGUGUUAUAUAGAGAAGAAAGUGGAUUUCUCGGUAGAAACGUGUAUGAGAAUUGUUCUUCAGCAAGCCAGUACACACACUUUUCGGGCCUUAUACCCAUUCAUUAUAACAGAAACCUAGUUAAAUGUCUUGAAAAUGGAGCUAGGAAGAUAUACUUAGACAACACUAUAAACAAGGAACUAGAGCUUAAUCAUAAUAUGUCGAUUAAAAUGGGUUAUCCACAAGGUUUUUUUAAAAAACACUUGCAUGUAAUAAACAGGAAAGUAGAGACAUUAACAGUUCGUAAGAAUCUUCUUUUCCUGAAACUGCAAUUCAGCGGAGAUAUAGCUGGUGAUGUGCUAUUGAUAGACUGACUAGAGCAGUGGAGAGAACGUUAUCAAUCUGUUGUGAUUCCUCAAGUUAGGGAUAAGUUACCUGGUUCUGCCACAUGUGUGUACCUACGAUUUCAGCAGCUCUUGUAGAGAAAUCUAUAUUGGACGUAUAACCGAACAAGUAAGCCAGCGAGUUAGUGAACACCUCUCUUCGUGCUUACGAAAGGGUAUCGUCAUAACCAUAUGCAGCGCUGUUCUGUCACACUUGAUCGAUAGCGCUCAUGUAGUACAUAGAAAUAGGCCAUGUAAAGUGAUUUACCAUAUCCCUACACGUUUUCUUUAUGGGGUUCGAUCUCAUCUUUUACACAUAGCAGAAGUUAUAGGAAUUCGAGCUAACAACCCAAGUCUUUGUAUUCAUAAAAAAUUCGCAACAUCUCUAUCUCUUCCUUGGCCAAAUUAGUCUUAAUAAAAGGUUUUAUUUAUUAUUUUCCAUACUCUUUGUUCAUUAACUUUUCUUUACUCCCCAACUUUUUCGAAUAUAUGCACUACUGUCCAAUUAUCUGAACAAUUCUCACUACGUAUUCUUAUAGUUUUUAUGAAAGUCACUUCAGCGAAUAUAUAUAUAUAUAUAUCAUCUAAAGGUUAAUUGCUCGCCACAAGACUUAAAGGUCCCGGGUUUUUUCCCGGAUGGAGUUUGUGGACGCGCACUGCAACGCCAGAAUUACUAUAGGCCUUUUUAGGUACUUAUAUAAUUCAUUAAUUAAGUACAGAUUUGCCCAUUAUUAUUAUUAUUCAAUAGUUGGAAAUCGAGUUUUAACCAUUUGAUCACCGCUUUGAUAAUAAAGAUUAUCUUCAACAUUUUUAGUGUUCACUACGUUUUAUGUAUUCACUAUUUACAGACAUUUUUUCGUUCAUUUAGUAGGCAAGUGCUGCUACAUUUUUAUGCUAAAAACUCUUAGAAUCUGCUUAAUAAUUAACUCAUAAUUAGGACGAAAGUGUACAGUAAUAAGCCUCAAGGAAUCACUUUAACUAAACAUAACUUAUACAUAUUAUUCAUAAGUGAAAUUGACCGAAAAAAGCAAAACCAUAUCACCAGUUAAUUUAUGGCUCUCCUUUUUACCGGAGUUCUUUUAAUUUGGAUAAUACCUUUAAACCAAAAAGUGAAAAAUUCGCCGCAUAACACACCUGAAGCCGACUAAAUUGAGACGACUAUUUCGGCUCUCUGAAAUAUUUAUAUAUUAAUAUUUGCUAGUGUCCUGUUAUCUAAGUCAAAUGGUUUAGUUGUGAAGCUUUUAUUGUUAUUCUGGGUAACAUCUUCAACGCCUACGUUAUAUAGACGUUACAUUUUCAAUUACUCGCCAAGUGUUACAUCACUUGAUUUUGAUGAUCUAUUUUGAUUGACUGUUAUACAAAGACUCGUAGCUACAACGCUACCAAUAAUUAAACCGAAGAUUUCGACACGUUUUGUCAGUGAAAAAUUCGUUAUCCUGAAGAGAGGGGAAGUUGAAAUUACUCAUAAAUCGAUUGAUAACAAUUUCAACGACAUAAAAUUUACC